This is a messenger RNA of Polistes dominula (European paper wasp), 2350 nucleotides long. Its product is annotated as hexosaminidase D. NCBI's taxonomy places the organism in Eukaryota, Metazoa, Arthropoda, Insecta, Hymenoptera, Vespidae. Gene Ontology annotation, molecular function: hexosaminidase activity. Gene Ontology annotation, biological process: carbohydrate metabolic process. The record is from RefSeq and is a predicted model, not a curated record.
UUUCUUUGUUUUCUUUUUCUUUUUAUAUUUUUUUUAAAAGAAAGAAAAGAUCCUAACCGAAGUGCCAAACGUUAGUUGCACUUUUAUUUCUCUCUCUCUCUCUCUCUCUCUCUCUCAUUUGUAUUUUUAACAUUUAAAACUAGCAAUUUAUGUUAUUAUACUUUACUCGAAACGGGUUUCCGUAUUGUGUUCAUUGACAGGGAUAUUAUGUGAAAUAUUAGUACAUUGUCUAUUAAAUACAAUUUUCUAUACUAUGUGAACGAGAAAAUUGAAAUCGAGGAUAACAUGUAUUAUUAAUUAUAAACGCGAUAUAUGUAAAUAUGUAACGAUCAAUUUAAAAAGCUUUAAGUGCAGAAAAUGAUAUGUAAUUAAUUAUAACGUAUGAUUCUCUGUCAACAAUUGUAAACCGAAGUGUUACUACAUACAUUUAAUUUUAUUCCAAAGCGCAUGUAGAUAAAAUAAAUGAGAUUAAAUAUCUCGCAUGAUGAUAUUAAUAAUAAAAUACAAAGAAAAUUAUAGUUACAAAAGCUAGAGUCAGUUGACAUUACUGAUUAACCAUAAGCAUUGCCACAACUGCACAAUAUAUCUACACGUGUAACAUUAGGAAUAUGACCGAUGCUUCAUGUUUUGAGAAUUAACACCGUACACCGCAGUUGUAACACUUCAUAUAAGGCUGAAUUAAUGUGAUGAAAAAAGAUGGACGCCUUGACGUUUAGCUCGCACAGACUUGUUCACCUUGACUUGAAGGGCGCUCCUCCACGAGUUAGUUAUUUCGAAAAGAUUUAUAAAGGAAAGAAAGAAAGGAAAGAACAAUUCUAUUUAUUUCCUUUGAUAAGAACAUGGGGUGCCACUGGAUUACUAUUAGAAUGGGAAGAUACCUUCCCGUACACUCGAGAGCUUACUCAAAUAGGAAGCAACAGACCGAUCAAUUUGGCAAACGGAUAUACACUUCUAGAGGGAAAGCAAAUCUUACAGAUAGCUGGAGAUUGUGGUUUGGCAGUUGUACCAUUGGUACAAACUUUUGGACAUAUGGAGUUUGUACUGAAGCAUGACGAAUGGCGCUUUCUACGUGAAGUUGAACGUUUUCCAAGCUCUAUGUGUCCAUCUAAUCCACUAACUAUGAAUUUGGUAACAUCUUUAAUUCGUCAAAUAGUUAAUUUUCAUCCAGAUAUACAAUAUUUACACAUAGGAGCUGAUGAAAUUUGGCAUCUUGGUCUUUGUUCUGUUUGUACCAAACGGGCUGCCGCUAGUAAACAUGGAAAAUCAUCUUUAUUCUUGGAGCAUGUUUUAGCUGUCGCACAAUAUAUACAAGAGACAUAUCCUUAUUUGAAGAUAAUUAUGUGGGAUGAUAUGCUGAGAUCAAUAGACUUAAGGGUCUUGAAUGAGUAUUAUUUAGGGAAAUAUGUUGAACCAAUGAUUUGGCACUACGCUUCUAGAGAAACUUUUUCUCUACCUCAAGAUAUCUGGGAUAAAUAUAGUACUAUAUUUCCAAACAUUUGGGUAGCAACUGCAUUUAAAGGUGCAACUGGGUCUUGUCGGCAUAUUCCGAUAAUUCGACAUCAUAUAAGUAAUCAUGAGAAAUGGUUGGAAGAAUUAAGUAUUAAUGUAAAUAAAGUUCGAGAAUUUCGAGGCAUAGCAUUCACUGGAUGGUCAAGGUAUGAUCAUUAUGCUACAAUGUGUGAGUUAUUACCUGCAGCAAUACCAUCAUUAGCACUUUGCUUAAAAGCAUGGCUCCAUGGUUACUCAGAACAAUCACAUAUGGAAGUUGCUAAGAGUUUAGGAUAUUCAAAUCCUUUAGAUUUACAAACAAUACCUCAUCCACGACAAACAAUGCCAAAUGAACUAUCGUUUCCUGGCUGGGAAGUAGCAGUUGGUAUCGAGUGGUUCAUAGAUUACAAAAAUAAAUAUCAAAAUGUUUUAGUCAAUGAUCAAAUAUUAACUUGGAUGAAUCCAUGGCAAAUUGAUAACAAUUAUACAAACCCUAUGCAACUGGAGAGUUUAAUACCUGCAUUCUCGGGUAUGUUAUUGGAACUAUCAUCUUUGGAGGCAUAUUUAAGACUUCAUAUGGAAAAUAUCUUCUUUCCAUUUAUGAUUAAUGAGUGGAUGGGCACAAAUCUUCAACCGAUGAAAGUAAAGCUAACGGAGUUGAAGCAAAUAACAGAAAACCAACUUAGGAUUAACAUUCGCGCGUAAAAUAUAUUUAGUAUAAUGUAGUAUUCAUUUAUUUUUUACCUCAGAAAGUAAUUUUGGAUGGAAGUCAUUCAUAAACAAUAGAGUUUAGAGUAAAAGAAAGUAUAAAGAAGAAGAAUACAAAUAAAUAGUGUAUAAUGUGAAAUAUUCCUUUUAGAUG